GAAUUUUCCAAAUAAAAAUAAAAUAAAAUUGAGCUCUCCCCCAAUCCAGUCUGACAAACCCUUCCCUGUCCUCCUCCAAUUUUAAAUCCCUCUAUAUUCUGGAACCUCUCGGACAUCGAAUUAUGCUUAAACCUAAACCCUAAUCUUGAAUGGAUCCGAAUUCCCACAAUUCGGACUAUUAAAUUCUUGAAAGACCGAAGAAACCCACAUUUUUUGUCAUUGUCAACCCCCGAUCCGUACCAGAAAACUCUCCGUUGAUUGCUGCCCCGAUCACUACGAUGAGCAAUUACACCGUCCCAUCGCCUCCGCCGUCCUCUUCCGGCGACGCGGACUUUAAUUACGAUGAGGCAUGGUACGGUAACAUCCAGUAUUUACUUAACAUCUCCGCCAUCGGAGCCCUAACGUGUCUUCUGAUCUUCAUCUUGAUUAAGCUUCGAAGCGAUCACCGCCGUAUGCCGGGGCCUGCGGCGAUCGCCUCUAAGCUCCUCGCUGCCUGGCAUGCCACCGGUCGAGAGAUCGCUCGUCACUGCGGAGCUGAUGCUGCUCAAUUUCUGCUUAUUGAAGGCGGCAGCUGCAGCCUGCUUCUUUCCCUGGGCGUUCUUGCAAUCUCCGUCAUGCUGCCCGUAAAUAUAUAUGCCGGUAAGGCCCCUUUAGGAGACCAAUUUUCGAAGACUACUAUUAAUCACAUUGAAAAAGGUUCACCGUUGCUGUGGGUUCAUUUUAUAUUUGUUGUGAUUGUUGUUCUUUUGGUGCAUUACGGUACAAAAGAGAUUCAUAAGAGGUUGAAAAUCACUAGAUUGAGAGACGGGUAUGGCAAUCCUAGUGAUCCUGGUGCUAAUACAAGUGCGAUAUUUACAAUUAUGAUUCAUGGGUUGCCGAAAACUUUAGGGUUUGAUAAGACUCCUUUAGUGGACUACUUUCAGCACAAGUAUCCUGGGAAGGUGUAUAAAGUGAUUGUGCCUAUGGAUUUGUGUGCACUGGAUGAUUUAGCUUCAGACUUAGUUAAAAUUAGGGAUGACAUUGCUAGACUUGUUGCAAGGAUUGAGUCAAGAGGAUUUCUUGAUGAACUAGAGGAUAAUGAGGAUUCAAAAGAUGUGAUGGGGUUCUGGGAGAAGAUUCGCCAUUUAUGGAGAAGAGUGGUGGAUUUAUGGUAUCGGUUUGUGGAUUUGUUGGGUUUCUCUGAUGAGGAGAAGCUGAGGAAGUUGCAAGAGUUGAGGGCUGACUUGGAGAUGGAAAUGGCUGCUUAUAAAGAGGGGCGGGCGAGGGGCGCUGGUGUUGCCUUUGUGGUGUUUAAGGAUGUCUAUGCUGCUAAUAAAGCAGUUCAGGAUUUGAGAAAGGAAAAGAGGAGGCGAUUUGGGAGAUUCUUUUCCAUUACAGAGUUGCAACUCCAGAGGAACCAGUGGAAGGUGGAGAGAGCCCCAUUGGCGAGUGAUAUCUACUGGAACAAUUUAGGAUCAUCAAAAUUGUCACUGAGAUUGCGGAGGGUGUUUGUGAACACAUGCCUGCUAUUGUUACUCCUGUUCUGCAGUUCUCCACUUGCUAUUUUUAGUGCCGUUAGUAGUGCAGCACGUAUUAUAAAUGCUGAAGCCGUGGAUCAUGCUGAGACAUGGCUGGCGUGGGUUCAGAGUUCAGGCUGGCUUGCAUCCUUAAUCUUCCAGUUUCUUCCCAAUGUUCUUAUUUUUGUGAGCAUGUAUGUUGUAAUUCCAUCUGUUCUUUCUUAUCUCUCCAAAUUCGAAAGGCAUCUGACUGUCUCUGGUGAGCAAAGAGCUGCACUCUUAAAAAUGGUUUGCUUCUUUCUGGUGAACCUUAUUCUCUUAAGAGCUUUGGUUGAAACAUCACUGGAGAAUGCGCUUCUAAAGAUGGGCCGUUGUUACCUGGAUGGAGAAGAUUGCAAAAAGAUUGUGGAUUAUAUGAGUGCAUCAUUUUUAUCAAGAUCUUGUCUUUCAUCACUUGCAUUUCUUAUUACGAGCACUUUCUUGGGUAUAUCCUUUGAUUUACUCGCUCCAAUACCAUCAAUUAAGAAGAUGCUUCAGAAGUUCCGGAAAAAUGAUAUGAUCCAGCUGGUUCCCGAGCAAAGUGACGACUAUGCUUUGGAAAAUCACGAUAUAGAAAGUUUGCAGCGCCCUCUGAUUUCUGAAGGUGUCCCUGAAGUUGGUAAUGGCAAUUACGGAUACACGCCAGAUUCUCCAUUAAAUGGUCUUGAUUUACCUGGUCAAGAUUUGUCAGAAUAUCCUCCAGUCAGCAGAACUUCUCCCGUACCAAAGCAAACAUUUGAUUUUGCGCAGUAUUAUGCAUUCAAUCUUACAAUAUUUGCCUUGACACUCAUAUAUUCGUCAUUUGCUCCUCUGGUGGUUCCUGUUGGAGCAGCUUAUUUUGGAUAUAGGUAUGUGGUGGACAAGUACAAUUUCCUGUUUGUGUACAGGGUGCGAGGUUUUCCUGCUGGUAAUGAUGGGAGGUUGAUGGACACUGUCUUGUUCAUAAUGAGGUUCUGUGUGGACUUGUUUCUUCUCUUGAUGCUAUUCUUCUUCUCAGUUCAAGGAGACUCUACAAAGCUUCAGGCGAUAUUUACCCUUGGGUUGUUGGUUGUGUACAAACUCUUGCCUUCUGACAGCAGUAGUUCACAGCCAGCCCUGUUGCAAGGCAUUCAGACUGUGGACAAUGUUGUUAGUGGUCCAAUAGAUUAUGAGGUUCUAUCACAGCCUACGUUUGAAUGGGAUACGUAGGACUCAUAGAUUAUUGUCUAUGUCCGUCCUCGUUAUUGAGCUGGAAUCUGGUGAUUUAACUGUACAUAAGUUCAUUUGUUCGUUACAUAUAGGAGAAUGAUCAGUAAAGUUGCUCAAUAUAACCUGGACCUUAUGAUCUGUAGGCUAUUGAUAUGAGAUUAAUGCUAUCUUGUUGCCUGUUAAUCUCUCUAGGGUGAAAUGAUUAAUGAACUCGGUAAAUUUUGGCUGCUUCAGCAUGAGGUGUACCCGGUAUUUGUAUCCUCAUUUGUUUGUUAGUUAAGAGAUGAAGGUUGAUGUGCAGAGGCUUUCUUUUGUUUUUUCUCCUUGUUUUUUGCUGAAGGACCAAACUCGUCUUGGUUUGAUCUCUUUUUACGCUUAGAUUACCGCUGGUUUGAAACCAAAAAUGUAACUUAAGUAUGUUUUCCAUUCACGAUGGCAUCACCA
Molecule: messenger RNA, 3167 nt
Organism: Oldenlandia corymbosa var. corymbosa
Lineage: Eukaryota; Viridiplantae; Streptophyta; Magnoliopsida; Gentianales; Rubiaceae
Source: the annotation of a GenBank genome assembly